This is a messenger RNA of Epinephelus lanceolatus (giant grouper), 1258 nucleotides long. Its product is annotated as claudin-4. Lineage: Eukaryota; Metazoa; Chordata; Actinopteri; Perciformes; Serranidae. The record is from RefSeq and is a predicted model, not a curated record. Gene Ontology annotation, molecular function: structural molecule activity. Gene Ontology annotation, cellular component: bicellular tight junction; membrane.
ACAUCCUUAUAACCAAAGGAAGUGAGCCACAGACUUUAUUCAACUUUACAUCCUGAGCUGAGCUGACCUGCUUCCUGAAAACUACUACUCCUCUGCUUCUGUUCAAGUGACUCGAACAAGACCUCAUCAUGGUGUCAAUGGGACGACAGAUGCUGGGCUUCGCCCUGGCCAUCAUUGGCUUCCUGGGGACAAUCAUUGUAUGUGCCCUGCCUAUGUGGAAGGUCACGGCCUUCAUUGGAGCCAACAUUGUGACAGCGCAAGUCAUUUGGGAAGGCUUGUGGAUGAACUGUGUGAUGCAGAGUACGGGCCAGAUGCAGUGCAAGAUUUAUGAUUCUCUGCUGGCUCUACCCCAGGACCUGCAGGCCGCCAGAGCUCUUGUGGUCAUUGCCAUCAUCGUCGCUGCCUUUGGGAUCAUCUUGGGCAUCGCUGGAGGCAAGUGCACCAACUUUGUGGAGGAGCCACGUGCCAAAGCUAAGGUGGCCAUUGCUGCUGGAAUCGUCUUCAUUUGUGCUGGUGUUCUCAUCCUCAUCCCCGUCUGCUGGUCUGCCAACACCAUUAUCAGGGAUUUCUACAACCCCAUCAUGACCAACGCCCAGAGGAGAGAGCUGGGAGCUGCACUCUACAUCGGCUGGGGCACAGCUGCUCUUCUCAUCCUGGGUGGUGCCCUCCUCUGCAGCUCCUGUCCACCCAAAGAGAGUCCAGAGUAUCCAGUCAAGUACGCUGGUGCCAGGUCUGCAGUCUCCAGCCGAGCCUAUGUCUAACAGGUCAAUUCUUCUGAGAAAGACUAAUUAUUUACGUUUCUUGAGUAACCCUCCUUCGUUGUGACUUUCUGACAGCACCACAAGUUGUAUCUCAUUUUCUUUGAGUGAAACACAGUGAGAACUGGUUUUCUGAGGAAUUCAGAUUUCUUGGGUGGAGGCAAGAGAGAGUGUUUCUUGAGCAAAGAGAAACACAGCGCAAAAGAUGUGGUAUGAAACUGUUGUACUGGCAAGAAAAUCUCCCAUCAGCAUGAUGACUGGACUGAAUGAGAGCUAUACUAUAUAAAGCUAUUUUCCUCUGAAUGUAAAUCUAAGCUGUGCUAGAAGGAUGCUAAUGAUUAACAGGAGCUAUGAUGGAAGGACACUUGUACAGUACCCUUGAUAUGUUGUGAAUUUACUGUAAAAAAUAUUUUACAAACAUCUUUGUUCAAAUGUUAUAUCAAAAGACUGUUUUUGUUUACUGAAUUCACUGAUUUGUAAUAAAAUAUUUACUGAAAUGA